AUGCUGGCUGAGGUUGCCAACUCCGCGUUGGAGCUUGCCCGCGCCGACUCCUCAAAGAAGGAGAUCUAUGCAUCAUGGGCACUUUUCAUACUCAUCACGCUCCUAAUUGCGGCAUUCUUCACGAGCUACUUCCUGCAGCAAAGAAAAGUCACGGCAGUCCACGAAACGGUCAUUUCUAUCUUUGCUGGAAUGACCGUUGGCCUUAUUCUCAGAGUAACAGCAGGUGAAUCUAUCCGAGACCUCGUCAGUUUCGACUACCAGAUCUUCUUCAACCUCCUCCUUCCUCCGAUUAUCCUGUCCUCGGGGUACGAACUACACCAGGGCAACUUCUUCCGAAACAUCGGGACCAUUCUGACAUUUGCCUUCGCUGGCACCUUUUUGUCUGCGCUCGUCAUCGGAGUGAUUCUAUGGCUGUACACACGAGUCCCUCUUGAGGGUUUGGAUAUGGGCUGGAUUGAUGCCAUUUCCGUCGGUGCAACGUUGUCUGCCACUGAUCCGGUCACCAUUCUGGCCAUCUUCAACGCAUACAAGGUGGACCCUAAGCUCUACACGAUCAUCUUCGGCGAAUCCAUUCUCAACGAUGCUAUUGCCAUUGUCAUUUUCGAAUCCGCCCAGAAGGCCAAGAGCGGCUCUGCAGACACGCCAGGAAUUCUCAGUCUCAUCUGGGGUAUUUGGAUAUUCUUGCGCGACUUCUUUGGCAGCUUGGGCAUUGGUGCUGCUGUUGGAAUCCUAGCAGCCCUGGGCUUGAAAUACACCUAUGUCCGAAGAUAUCCCAAGAUUGAGAGCUGUGUGAUUGUCCUGAUUGCCUAUGCUACAUAUUUCUUUUCUCAGGCAAUUCAUAUGUCAGGCAUCGUCUCUCUGCUGUUCUGUGGAAUCACUCUCAAGCAUUAUGCAUACUUCAACAUGUCACGACGGACGCAGCUUACUACGAAGUAUCUCUUCCAGGUACUUGCGCAGUUGUCGGAAAAUUUUAUCUUCAUCUACCUAGGUCUUUCUCUUUUCACUGGAGAAGAUCUACAGUAUCAGCCUCUCUUGAUCAUUGUUACGGUCAUGGCUGUCUGUGCUGCAAGAUGGGUUGCUGUCUUCCCACUUUCAAGAGCUAUCAACUGGUUUAUCCGGUACCGAGCCAAGCGCCGGGGCAUUCAUGAUCAGCCGGAUGAGCUACCGUACAACUACCAAGCCAUGCUCUUUUGGGCCGGACUUCGAGGCGCUGUCGGUGUUGCUCUGGCAGCUUUGAUUACCGGCAAGGAUGCCUACGCCUUGAAAGCAACGGUUUUGGUUGUCGUGGUGUUGACUGUCAUUAUUUUUGGCGGUACUACAGCACGCAUGCUGGAGAUUCUAAACAUACGAACGGGCGUUGUCGAUGAAAUCGACUCUGAUGACGAAUUCGACAUCGAGGCCAUUGGUGGCGGCAGCUACUAUAAGCGAGCUGGAACAGGCAUUGGCUACACGCCACGGCGCGGUUCGGUGAUGCCCCUGGAUGGCCUCAAUGGCAAGCGUACUGAUAGUAGCGAUCGAGGUGGCUGGGCAUCUGCCUCCUCCGGCUCCAAGGCGCAGAUCGAGCCCCAUGCCCCCAUUAGCAACAAGCAGCACUGCUGA
Molecule: messenger RNA, 1599 nt
Organism: Phaeoacremonium minimum UCRPA7
Lineage: Eukaryota; Fungi; Ascomycota; Sordariomycetes; Togniniales; Togniniaceae
Product: putative sodium hydrogen exchanger 3 protein
Exons: 5
Coding region: 1-1599 (532 amino acids)
Biological process (GO): sodium ion transport; vacuolar acidification; proton transmembrane transport
Cellular component (GO): late endosome; fungal-type vacuole membrane; early endosome
Molecular function (GO): sodium:proton antiporter activity
Source: RefSeq, a predicted model, not a curated record